Messenger RNA from Hylaeus anthracinus, 2913 nucleotides. It is a transcript of the gene Sps1, whose product is annotated as inactive selenide, water dikinase-like protein. The transcript has 6 exons. Lineage: Eukaryota; Metazoa; Arthropoda; Insecta; Hymenoptera; Colletidae. Gene Ontology annotation, biological process: L-selenocysteine biosynthetic process. Gene Ontology annotation, cellular component: cytoplasm. Gene Ontology annotation, molecular function: selenide, water dikinase activity; ATP binding. The record is from RefSeq and is a predicted model, not a curated record.
UGGAGGCGCGUCCAUUUUGUCAGCACGUACGAUCCCGAGUAGUCGACGCCGGUGCAAAGUAUAAUUCCCGUUCGCGACGAGUUCGUGUUACCGGGCCAGUGACUGUCUGUCGGCGGCGUUAGCGGAUUUCCCAUCGCAGCCUUGAGUGCACAGAGAGCGCGACCGGCAGGCGUGAGAACCCGUGCUCGUGGAUAUAUCGCGCAGGAAUCUGAGAAGCCGUCGGAGGAGAAUCGUUGUCGCAGGGCCGCGAAACGCGUCGCGUACCCGGUUCGUUCCCGAUUCUAGUUAAGUUUUAGCGUAAAUGGCGGAACUACAGGGAACCCAGGUCAGUCAGGACGCCCUGGCUGUGGCCCAGCUAGAGCUCGGCGGAAAUCCAAAUGCCUUGGCGUUGCGUAGGCCAUUCGACCCCGUGGCACAUGAUCUAGACGCUAACUUCCGCCUUACGCGGUUCGCCGACUUGAAAGGAUGAGGGUGUAAAGUCCCUCAGGAGGUUCUUGGGAAACUCCUCGAGGGACUACAGGCCGACGAUGGUAGCGCACAAGAUCAUGAACAUGCCCAUUUUAUGCACAUGGCCAUUCCACGCAUCGGCAUUGGCAUGGAUUCCUCCGUGACUCCGCUGAGGCACGGCGGACUGAGUCUGGUGCAAACUACAGACUUUUUCUACCCGUUAGUCGACGAUCCUUAUAUGAUGGGUAAAAUUGCAUGCGCUAAUGUUAUCAGCGAUUUGUACGCCAUGGGAGUCACAGAAUGCGACAAUAUGUUAAUGUUGCUGGGAGUCAGUACAAAAAUGACUGAAAAGGAGCGAGACGUUGUUGUACCGUUGAUCAUGAGAGGAUUCAAAGAUUCCGCCUUGGAAGCUGGCACGACGGUGACAGGAGGACAGACAGUAGUUAACCCUUGGUGUACGAUAGGUGGUGUUGCUUCUACCGUUUGUCAACCAAAUGAAUACAUUGUGCCAGAUAAUGCGGUCGUCGGCGAUGUUCUUGUUUUAACGAAACCACUUGGAACGCAAGUUGCCGUUAAUGCCCAUCAAUGGUUAGACCAACCAGACCGCUGGAAUAGAAUCAAGCUCGUGGUCAGCGAAGAUGACGUGAGAAAAGCUUACCAGAGGGCGAUGGACAGCAUGGCCAGGCUUAACAGAAUAGCGGCAAGAUUAAUGCACAAGUACAAUGCACACGGAGCGACAGACGUUACCGGCUUUGGCCUCUUAGGACACGCACAAAACCUAGCCAAACACCAGAAGAACGAAGUUUCUUUUGUUAUUCAUAAUUUACCUGUUAUCGCUAAGAUGGCAGCUGUAGCGAAAGCAUGUGGUAACAUGUUCCAACUCCUUCAAGGUCACUCUGCGGAAACUAGCGGUGGAUUGCUUAUUUGUCUGCCUAGAGAACAGGCUGCGGCAUAUUGCAAGGAUAUCGAAAAACAAGAAGGUUAUCAGGCAUGGAUUAUAGGUAUCGUAGAAAAAGGCAAUCGCACAGCAAGGAUAAUCGAUAAACCACGAGUAAUAGAAGUUCCAGCUAAAGAAAAGGACGGGGAACUCUGGUAAAAGGGUUUAUCAUUGUUUACCCUUUUAUUUACCAUCAUGCAUUUAAAGAAUAUCACAGGCAACGCGCAUUUACGUAUGCAGACAGAUUACGUACAGAUUCAAAGCACUUACACGUGGACAACAUUACAAAGAGUUAACAAACUUUUACGUAUCUUUACGCUGCAUACAAAAUACGAUAAAAUUCGUUUCACAGCAAUUUCGAUUGUAUUUUUGUUUCAUAGGUUAAAAACGUGACAUAUAACAAUAGUGGCUCGUAAUUUUGCGUUAUCUUUAUCGAAAUUUAUUCUUUCCUACCGCACGUUUCUGUUAUAUUCUUAUCUUUAUCCAGAGAUGAGAAUAUUUCAAUAGCGAAGUGUCUGUAAAAUGUUCUUAGCGGUCUUCCCGACAACUAUGAAUACUUAAUUCGAAAACAGUUCACGAUGAACAUCGUCGGAAAGCAAUGCAAACAAAAAAUAAGGAGUUUGGAUAUAGUCUUUCUUAGAAUUAACCCUUUGCAGUUAACGAGAACAACAGAAAUGUUCAAUUUAAAUGCAAAAGCUGAGACGAUAAACCCCGAAAAAAAAUUAAAAAGCAGGGUUCGUUGAUUUUUGUUAUUUCUCGGCAACGGUGUGUAGAAACAGAACGAGUCGUGCAAGGAGCUUCAUUUGUGACCAUGUCUGUCGUAUAGAGAACAUCAGUUUUCUUUAUAAAUCAGCGAACGCGUUGUUUAUUUACUGUAGUAUACACAAUCUUCGUAAAUAGUCUCUAUCGAAUAAAAGCAACAACAUCAUCGGCUGAUGUUCGCUGAUUUCCGGAGAAAACUCGUGUCCUUUUACAGCAAAGGAUUAAAACUAAAUGUGUGUAAGCAUAGCCUCUGGUAGCACUAGACUCGGGCUAAGCUUCAACUUGCAUUUGAUCAAACUUGCGAUACGUUGAGUGACAUUUGGAUGCUUAGCGUUAAUAAAGAAUGUUAAUUAAGGUACACAAGCGUUAGUUCGUGAUUACAAAGAUCUAUAAAUAUAUUUUAAAGGGUUAUACAACAUCACGAAAGGUUUUAACAGUGUAAUAUAUACAUUAGUUUAAUCCACGGAUUAAUACGGAAACAUAGAAAUCACGAUACUAUAGAUACAAAUUUGUAAACAGAGACGUUACUAUCCCGUAGUACGCGUUAACAGGCAUUCAACGCCAAUAAGAUUUUCACGAUUUGUAAUUUUGAUCUCUUGUUACAUAGAACUUGUAAGAUGUCCAAAUGAAAACAUGGCCUUUUCUAGUUCUCUCGUUACAUACGCUUUUAAAAAGUAAUUAAAAUAAAACAAAUACAAGAAUUCGAGCACAGGCCCUAAUGUUGUAUUACUUUUUCAUAUGAAUAAAGUGCUACUUUUGUCAAUAAA